Exophiala xenobiotica is the source of this 417-nucleotide messenger RNA. RefSeq lists its product as uncharacterized. NCBI's taxonomy places the organism in Eukaryota, Fungi, Ascomycota, Eurotiomycetes, Chaetothyriales, Herpotrichiellaceae. The coding region runs from base 85 to 294 and encodes 69 amino acids. The record is from RefSeq and is a predicted model, not a curated record. Gene Ontology annotation, biological process: protein secretion. The transcript is spliced from 2 exons.
GUGCAUCUUCCAUAACCCCUGAGCUACCGGUUACAUUGUUACGAGACAAUUUGAGUAGCGUACUAUAGUUGGCAGCCCUGAAUUAUGGCCUCCAUUGCUCAGCCGUGGUUGAUCUCCAAAUUCGUCGAUCCCAUUUUCGCCAUCGGUGUCGGCCUCUCAGCGGCGUACGUGCGUAUCCGUCGCGAAGAGCGCGAAAAGUACCCCGAUCAAGACUCGAGUGCGUCGGCCUUAUGGCAGAAGGGUGUGAGGAUGAGUAGGAGCUACUUUAUGCACGAGGUCGCAGAGGAGAAGUGAUCGAGGAUUGGGAGCACAUUGACCCACGCAUCGAGCUCCCAAAGGAGGUUGGUUCAAUGGGAACCAGCAGCGCAGCUGAGCUGAGCUGAGCUGAGCUGAGCUGAGCUGAGCUGAGCUGAGCUG